ACAAAAUCAUGGUACGUAGCCAAAUAGCAACAUUGUGAUAGUGAAAACUCAGAGUCAUACUUUCGAACGCACAUUCCCAACCCUUUUGCUUCAACAUCUGAAUUCCUCUAUGAAUUACAACCUCACUGUCAAAGUGUCAAUAUAAUAUUUUUACAAGGUCAAUCAUAUCAUUUGUUGGAGGCACGACUAGUUAUUUUCAUUCACUAUAUUGUCACUAGGGACUAAAGUUGGAACAGAUCCACAAAUGCAGAUAAAUCAAACGUUGAACUUUUCUUUUGUGUUGUGGGUUCUUGACAAGUUGUGUAUCAGAGAAUGUUAAGUUGUAUUUCAUGGACCAUAAGGUCUAGUAUUUAUAUAUUGGUAUACCUAGUAGGGCAAGGAUAUAUUCGUUUUUCAAAUUUAUCUACUUAGGAAGUAUAACAUAUUCCAAUAUACCCUUCCUCAAGUUGGAGCAUAUAAGUUAGUUAUGCCCAACUUGAAAAUGAAAUUGUCAAACUCCUUGGGGCCCAAUGCUUUCUAUAAAUAUCACUAGUUGUGCUCAAGUCAACGUCCGCUUCCUCUAUAUAUAGUUUAUAGAUUUGGUUUGAAUCUGUAUCUCAAAGGGUUUCACUAAACUUUUCUCUUGUCUUGUGGGUUGUGCUCAAGAUUUGAUCCAACUACUGAAAGUUUCCUUGUUUAGUAUUUUUUUCUUUUUCUUUAUUUUUUGUUUAAACCGAAACUAAUGUCCAUGGAAGGGUCAAGUACCGGCUCUGUGAGAGGGGAACUGUUACACGGUAACUUAGACAUUUGUGUUAAGGAGGCUAAAAAUCUUCCUAACAUGGAUCGGCUCGGGAAGUUUACGAGGAACAACAAUGCAAGUGAUCCGUUCGUGACUGUCUUUAUCGCAGGUGCAAAGAUUGGCACAACUUUUGUUAUCAACAACAAUGAGAAUCCUGUGUGGAUGCAGCAUUUCUAUGUACCGGUGGCUCACCAUGCCGAGGUGGUUAAGUUUGUGUUGGAAGACAGUGACCAACUUGGAGCCAAGUUCAUAGGAGAUGUUGGAAUCCCAACCGAGGAGUUGUGUUCAGGGAAUAGGAUCGAAGGGCUGUUUCCGAUACUUAACAGUAGUGGGAAGCCAUGUAAAAAGGGUGCUGUGUUGAGUUUGUCUAUUCAAUACUCUCCAGUUGAAAUGAUGAAAGUUUACCAAAUGGGUGUUGGUAAUGAGUGCGAAGGAGUUCCCGGUACAUACUUCCCUUUGAGGAAAGGCGGUAGAGUUACUCUAUAUCAAGAUGCUCAUGUUGAAGACGGGACACUUCCGAGUGUAGAUCUCGAUGGUGGGAUGAAGUAUAUACAUGGAAAGUGCUGGGAAGAUAUGGAUUAUGCGAUUAGAAAGGCAAAGAACUUGAUUUAUAUCACAGGUUGGUCAGUUUACCAUCCGGUUAGGCUGGUUCGUCGCAAUAAUGAUCCAACCGAUGGUACAUUAGGGGAUUUGCUUAAAAAAAGAUCUAAAGAAGGUGUUAGAGUGUUGCUAUUGGUGUGGGAUGAUCCAACUUCAAGGAGCUUUCCAAAGUACAGAAAACAAGGAGUUAUGAACACAAGCGAUGAGGAGACUCGUCAUUUUUUCAAGAACUCGUCGGUGCAAGUGAUUAUUUGUCCUAGAUCAGAUGCUGAAGGUCUCCACGGCUUAGUAAAAAAAAGUGAAGUUGAAACUUACUACACACAUCAUCAAAAAACUGUGAUUGUAGAUGCUGAUGCUGGUCAGGGCCGACGAAAGAUCGUAGGAUUUGUUGGAGGGCUAGACGUGUGCAACGGACGUUUUGAUACUCCUAACCAUCCUCUCUUUACGACAUUGAAGACACUCCAUAAAGAUGACGUCCAUAACCCAAAUUUUGUGCCUAAUGCUGAAGAUGGACCAAGACAACCGUGGCAUGAUCUACACAGCAAAAUUGAUGGUCCAGGUGCAUAUGACCUGCUUACUAAUUUUGAACAACGCUGGGAAAAAGCUGUAAAAAAACAACACAAAAUUUGGAAACAUCGGUCGUGUUCUGAUGAUGCUUUGCUUAAGAUUAACAUGAUACCUGAAAUCAUGGGACUAUCAGAAGCUUCUUCUACUAAUGAUAGUGAUCCAGAGUCUUGGCAUGUUCAGGUUUUCCGUUCAAUUGAUUCAACCUCAGUAAAAGGAUUUCCAAAGGACCCAAAGGAGGGUACUGGAAGAAAUCUUCGAUGUGGGAAGAAUAUACUCGUAGACAUGAGCAUACACACGGCUUAUGUUAAGGCCAUAAGAUCUGCUCAGCAUUUCAUUUACAUUGAAAACCAAUAUUUUUUUGGAUCAUCAUUCAACUGGUGUUCACAUAAGGACCUCGGUGCUAAUAAUCUAAUCCCUAUGGAAAUCGCGCUUAAGAUUGCUAGUAAGAUUAGAGCUAGGGAGAAGUUUGCUGCUUAUAUCGUCAUUCCAAUGUGGCCAGAAGGUGAUCCAACAGGUAUGUUUAUGCAGGGCAUUCUAUAUUGGCAGUAUAAAACCAUGCAAAUGAUGUAUCAAACUAUAUAUAAGGCACUUGUGGAAGCUGAACUUGAUGGUCAGUAUGAGCCACAAGACUAUUUGAACUUCUUCUGUCUUGGAACCCGAGAGGCUUCUGAUGAAACAGUUAGCAAAUAUAGUUCUCGGAAUCAACCUAAGAAAAUUGCAAAGCCAAAUGCCGCACAGGUGCAAGCUUUGAAGAGUCGAAGAUUCAUGAUAUAUGUGCAUUCCAAAGGUAUGGUAGUGGACGAUGAGUUUGUCUUAAUUGGUUCUGCGAAUAUCAACAAAAGAUCCUUGGAAGGAACUAGAGACACUGAAAUCGCCAUGGGAGGGUAUCAACUACACCAUUCAUGGGCUAAGAAAGGCUCUCGUCCUCGUGGUCAGAUCUAUGGAUACAGAAUGUCGCUGUGGGCAGAGCAUCUAGGCUUUCUGGAGCAGGGUUUCGAGGAGCCAGAGAACAUGGAAUGCGUGAGACGAGUUAGGCAUUUGAGUGAGCUCAACUGGAGACAGUAUGCAGCAGAGGAAGUCACAGUGAUGACAAGUCAUCUUCUAAAGUAUCCAGUUCAAGUCGAUAGAACAGGCAAAGUAAGUUCUCUUCCUGGAUGCAAGACAUUCCCCGAUGUCGGUGGCAAGAUCAUAGGGCAUGUUUUAUGGGCUGGAACGAAACCUCGUCAUCUGGAAGUUACCUUGUAGUGCCAACAUCUGUUCUAUAUUUCUCCCUUUUCAAGAAACCUCUUGAGUGUGAUCUGAAUAAAAGUGUACUUAAAGAGUCGAAUUGUGGUUUCUAAAUCUGUGAGCUGUAAAUUGUAUUCA
Molecule: messenger RNA, 3310 nt
Organism: Brassica napus (rape)
Lineage: Eukaryota; Viridiplantae; Streptophyta; Magnoliopsida; Brassicales; Brassicaceae
Product: phospholipase D gamma 1-like
Exons: 10
Coding region: 722-3190 (822 amino acids)
Biological process (GO): phosphatidylcholine metabolic process; phospholipid catabolic process
Cellular component (GO): plasma membrane
Molecular function (GO): D-type glycerophospholipase activity; calcium ion binding
Source: RefSeq, a predicted model, not a curated record